AUGGGCAAGCAGUGCAGCAAGGAAGUGUCGGUGAACGCCCGUCGCGCGUCGCGAAGAGGGGGUGACCUGUGGUCUCCGUCUGUGGGGACGGAGGGGAUCUGCGUGUCCCCCAAGGUCGACGAGUCUCCUCCGGUGCCGGCAGGCGCGGACGUCCCCGACUCCUUCGAAGGGCAGGACAAGAAUGGAGAGCUGAGGGCCGUGCCGGCGACGGCCGCAGGCGCCGCCGCCUCGCCCCACUCGCCCCCGAGCCGCGUCGCCUCGCUCGGGCGCAUUCUGAAGCACCUUGCCUCGCGACCUGCUGCACACUCUGCCGGCGUCGUUCAGGCUCUCGCGGGGCAAGGCGCCGCCGCGCAGGCGCAUCACAGAGAUGGCGCCGACGCGCCCCCCCGCGCAGGCCGCGCCGCCUCUCCGCGGCUCGGCGGCGAGACGCCAGGAGCCGGCAGCACCUGCGCGCCGCCAGCGCCUGGGAGUCCGCCCUGCGCGGGGGGCGCGUCGGGCGCGUUGGGCGCCGGCGAGAAGGGCGCAGGGGGGGGUGCGGGGGGGGGUGCGGGGGGGGGGUCGCACGCGCUGCUGCCGCCCCAGGGGACGAGCAGCGAGGCCGUGGUGGUGGCGCGGACGGAGAGUUUUCAGCAGCCGCCGCACUUCCUCGAGAUGAAGCAAGUCGAGGAGCUGUCUGAGACGUUCACGUUCUACGUCGAGACUUUCGGCCUGAAGUGCCGCAACCUCUCUCUGGCAAGCAAGUCGUUUCAGGCCGGCUCGCGGCUGUUCUGCACAGUCAGGUGGGGCGACUCGGGUUUUCACGAAACGACAGAGGCCGUCUCAGGCAGCGCGAACCCAAAGUGGAAGGCCAAGUACCACUUCUCGUGGAGCACCCCCGACCUGUCGAGGCUGCACGAGCAGGCGCUCGAGCUGAGUGUCUUCGAGGUGGAGGGAGCACCGCCGACCGGGGGCGCGGCGGGCGCGGUCGGCGCGUCGCCGGGGGCUCGCCAGGUGCUGCUCGGGCGCGCGUCGGUUGACCUGCUGACUGUGGCGACAGGCCCCGUGCACCACGACUUGCUGCUGUCGAACCCCGCGAAAGGCAAGGCGGACUGCGGCCGCGUCAUCAUCGAUGUCCGCAUGGCCCAAAUCUGUCCGCUGAUUAUCAACCCAAUCGAGAUCCUCGUCAACCUGCAGGAACCCGCGCCGGGCGCGGGUCAGGCGAUCAUUGAGGAGGUCUCGGACGGCGAGGAGGAGAAAACGAAGGACGAGGGAGGCGCUGCUGAGUCCCCGGAGCGACCCUGCGGAUGCACCCACCUCGCCAGGACCGCACCCGCUGCGACCCCGGGACUGCAGACCUCCGCUCCCCUCGCCUGCCGCGACGAAGGCGACACCUGCGACAUCAUCGCGCCGCACUGCCACAUGCCCUCCGCCGCCCACGCCGCCGACGGUCAGGCGGCGGGCGACGCGCCCAACGCGCCGCAAGAGGCGAAGUCUCCAGUGAUGAACAAAGAACUCUGGCAGCAGCAGGAGUCCGAGCGGCUGCGCGCGGCGCAGGCGCCGCGCGCAGCCCCGGCGGCCGCGGAGAAGGGCGGCGAGGACGCGACGAGUCUGAGGCCGCUGAGCUUUCUGGACGACGGCGGCUUGGCGGAGGAAGACGAAGACGGGGACGAAGAGGCGGCGCGUCUGCGGCAGCCGGCGAGCUCCUCGAGCGCUUCGGGUCACGAAGAAGAGCCAGGUCCUCGCAUGGCGCACUGGCAGCUCUGCUUCCGACCCACGGGGGUCAAGAACCCCGCGGAGUACUUCAGCACGUGGACAGACAAAGUCGACCAGCCCUACUGGAACACAGUCGACCACUCACUUCUCACGGGCCGCUGCAGCUCCGCGCUCUCGCACCAGUCUAGCUUCGGCCGGCAGCCCAGCUUCCCGGCGGGCAGCGCCGCCGCGGCCUCCGCGUCCCCCGGCGCGCGUACCCCCGACUCCGCGCCGGACUCCGAGUCGCCGAGCCGCAAGCAGGCCGCGGCGCGGGGCUGCGUGCCCAGCGCCCAACCGGCCGCCGAGGCGGGCUUCUGCCCCGCGGCCUGCGGCUCGAUCGGCGGCGAGAAGAAGCGCGUGGGCGAGCCACGCCCAGCGGAUGGUGUGUCAGAGGGCGCCGCAUCGGCAUUGGCGCGCGAGGGGGGCGGCGGGGCUGCGGCGAACGGCGCCUCGCAGCCGCUGAUCUCCUGCACCUCGCGGGCACACUACUACAUGGAUCGCGUAGACCAGCUGGGGACGUAUCAGAAGCUCGCGGCGCUGGCGCGGAAGGGUCGCCUCGUCAGGGAGGUGCUUUACGACGACUUCCCCACGAUUCAGCUCGUGACGACGAUUGACCAGCUGCGGCAGAAUCACCUGCACAUCGCGCUCUACUCGCGCUGCUUCCCGCGGGACGAGCCCAAGUUCGCGGGGGAGUCCUGGUUGCCGUUCUUCAAGAUCUACGACGCCGACGUAGUUGACCAGCUCGAGAAGCACUUCUUCGACUCGUACUUUCGCGAGAAGCUGUGGCUCGACGGGCGCUGCAUCGGCGACAUCGAGGGCAUCAUCGUCUUCCAAAACAACCCGAUGGUGCGCCAAAUGUACGCCGGCGUCCACACCGAGCGCGGCUUCAUGCGCAUCUCACCGCCCAUCUUGGGCGUCGAGCACCGCAGCGUGAAGUUCGCCCAAAAGGCGCGCAGCGUGCCACGCGAAAUCCAGCGCAUCGCCGAACUUCACAAAACUCUCCUCGACCUUCUCUUCUCCAAGGCGCAGCACGGCCCCCAAGAAAUCCUCCUCAGCAUGGGUGUCGGCGGACUCCUCGCCGUCGUCGGAGGCCACCGCCAAAAACCCCAGACACCUGGCCUCGCCCAAAGCGGCACCGUGUCGCAAAUGGUGUUCCUCUCAGAUGCCAAAAAAGAGCAGGUUUCGACGGAGUUUCAAACCGUCUGCGAGCAGCUUCUGUUGCUGCUGAGUACGACUGAGGCGGAGACGCGCCGGUCGUUCAUCUACGGCUCGGUGGAGGCGCUGCUGACUGCGCAGCGCGUGUUGCUUAACCUGGCGAACCACGUCUUGGAGUACAUGGACUACGUGCUGUGGCAGCACCGCGGGCUCUACUGCUCGAUUCUGCAUCACAUUCUGCGUCGCGGCGAGCUGGACAUUGGCACGGUGCUGCCGCCGCAGAGCCUCUGCUGCUCCCUCGUCCCCGAGUCGCGUCUCGACUUGGCGGAGGCGCGGCGGCGCGGAGGGGGCUGCCGCGAUCGGCGAGAACGGCGAGGAAGUCUGCGGCAACUUUGGCCUGAUGAAGCGCGGCAUUCGGCGGCGCCUCCUCGGCGAGGGCCGUCGGGGGGGGGCGGAGGGGAGGCCGAGAAGAAGGGCGACGAAAAGAAGGAGUCGCUCCUGGGCGAAAUCCUCAACAACGGCCGCGACCUCCUCCUCGACGCGCGCCUCGGCGCCGUCGCCGCCAAACUCCACAAGACCGACGGAGAGAAGAACGGCGCGCGGACUUCGACUCGCGGCGAAGAGGCAGCGGCGAGCUGCCGGUCCGCCUCGCUGACUUCGCAGCAGCUGUCGGGCUCAGCGGGCUGGAAGCGGGGGGGAUCAGGCGCGGAGGAGUACUGCUUGCCGGGCGCCCCUGAGGUGGUGAAGUCCUCUGAAGGCGAGGAAGACGAAGAUGAUGAAGACGACGAGGAAGACGAAGAAGACAACGACCUCUUUGGGCACUUCCUCACGACCGCGGGCGCCGACUCCUCCAGCAUCGCCUCCGACGGCGCCGAGCAGCGCGACGACAGCGAGAAGGUCGACGCACCCCCUAAGGAGGGCGAGGGUGAAGGCGAGGGCGAGAGGGAGGGGGAUGGCGAGGGUGAAGGCGAGGGCGAGAGGGAGGGUGAGGAGGACCUGCACAUGCAGGCGGAGACGGCGGCGUCUCCGCUGCGGGGAGACACGCUGCUGGGCGCACCGGCUUCCUCGCGCCGGAAGGAAGACGGCGCGCGGCGUCCGCGGACGUCGACGCUGCUGCUGUCUAGCGCCGGGGCAUCACUGCGGGCUGCGCUCGCAGAGCUGGGUCUGAAGGCGCAAGGUGGCGCGGGGGGUGGCGGCGACUCGGGGAGCCCGCGGAGCGGCGAGCCGGAGGGCGGGGGGGACAUGGAUAAAGAAGACGGCGAGAAGACUGUCGUCUCCGGCCCCAGUUUGGUCGGCUCGGCUGUCGAGGCCAGCUCGGGAACGGCGACGCUCGAGCGCGGGGUGACGGCGUCGGAUCGACUGCGCGUCUUGGCGGUGCUGGCGCGGACGCUGACGGGGGAGAAGAAGGUGCAGGUCGCGCUGCACCACAAGCGGAUGAAGAUUUGUCGGCAGUACUUUCUGCUGCUGCAUCGGAUGCUGUGUUACGCACUGAACAACUUCUGCUCAGACGCGAUCUUCGAGGGCCAGAAGAAAUACAUCUCGGUCUUUCUCUCGAUUGCGUAUUUCCGCCUGCCUUCCUUCCGCGAGGAGCUGCUCGCCUGCCUGUUGACCGAGGAAGAGCGCGAGCUGGACAUCGAGGAGUGGCGCGGAACGGAGUACUCGCUGGACGCGGCGAGUCUGCGGCGCAUGGAGAAGUGGAACCGUCACUGCGAGCUGCGAAUCACGCUCGACUGGGGGGCCUUUCACGCGUACCUCAAGUCGUACUUUGGCGAGGCUGCGGUGACCAAGUGGACGGGGCGGCUGGGCGAUCAGAGCGCGCCGGUGCCGCUGACGUGGAAGUCGCAGUUUGCCCAGCGCGGCGCGCUCUUCUUCUCUUUCCUGGAGCAGUGGUGUCGACACGUCUUCCAGUCCGCGCCGAGUCCGGAGGCACUCACUUGGCAACAGCUGCCCGGCUACGCAGUGCUGCUCAAGGCGCUUCUGCUGGAGAUGAAGUUCCGCCCCGUGACCAAGUACCCCGACUCGCUGCUCAACAGCAGCGGGGCGAUGCUCGCGAACGAGAAGCUCCUCUCGGUGUUCAGCAAAGUCCUGUUCCUGAAGACCUCCGUAUACAGCUCGCCAGCGGUCUUUGCGGCGCUCAACUACGUCGACUACUGGAUGGAGGUGCUCAAGAUUCGCGGCCAGGAACUGCCCAGCAGCUUCGACUUCAACUUUCUCCGCAAGGGCCUGGACAUCGUCGUCGCGUCCGACAUCUGCGUGAACGCCGCCAAGGCCGUCUGGUUCGUAUACAAAAACCUUCCACUCUUCCAUCGCGAACACCUGCGCUCCAUCGUCGUCGACUUGAUGCUCCACAACAACUUCUUGCACCUCUUUCUCAACUGGUCCUGGCUCGUCCGCAAAUCCUUCAUGUGGUUCCUCCUCUACCGCCUCUGCGAGGGCGCCCGAAAAAUCGUCACGCGCACCAACAGCGUCACCUCAGCGAACGCGGUCGCCGCCAGCGCCCUGCUGCAGAGCAUCACGCCCCCGUCCACGGCGCCGCCCAAGAAGGAAGAGGAGAAUGGCGCCCAGACCCAGCAGGCGGGGACGGGAGGCGAGAAGGACCGCGACCGCGAGAGCAACGGCGCCUCCGCUGUCGCCGCCCUCCAGGCCGAGCUCCUCAUGACCAUUCGCCUCAGUCCGGAGGAGCGCGUCGUCUUCCAGGGCUACAUGGUGCUCGCGAGCUUCCUCAAGCGCCUCAACGCGCCCCUCGUCUUGCCCAGCUACGCCACCAAACUCAUCGCCCACAUUCUCGAGCUGCAGCGCCAGGGCCAAAACCCCACACACCCGUCCCUCCAGCCGGCCCUCGGCCGCGGGAAAUUCCGCUACAACCCGACGCCUGGGUGGAGCCCCGGGACCCCCGGCGGGCCCGCGGAACGUGCCGAGAAGGGCCCUGCGGCCGCCGGCCCGGCGAGCGAAGAGACCGCCGAAGACGGCGGGGCGGGAUCCGACGGGGACACCGGGGCCGGCGCGACCCCGACCGCGGUUGGAGGCGAGGACGUGGAGCCCAAGGACGGUUCGGAGACAGGGCGCGCGAACUCGUUGGGCGGGGGGGAGGCCACGGCCAGCGACGCCGACGAAGGCCCGGCGAGGCACGCGUCCGCAGGCGACGAAGCUUCUUCGGGUUCUGCGACGGGGGCGGCGGCCCCAGGGGGCGCCGCAGCGCGUCCGUCUGCGACGCCGUGUCUGCGAAGAGACAGCGGAGACAAGGGCGCGGCCGGCCGCAGCGCGGCGAGCCUGUUGCCGCCGGCCGCUGGCAGCGAGAUCGCCUCGACGACUGGCGGCGUGGAAGACGUUGACCUGCGCAUGUGGGCUGAGGGCCUUGUGGAGCUGCCGCCGCACCUUCAGGUCUACGCGAAAAUCGCUCUCAAAGAAUGGCACGCGGAAGUCUCGGCGUACCGCGAGUGGGUCAUGGCUGGAGCCAGCCCGCUGCCGGCGAUGCACAUCCCCGCGUCGCCCCUCGACUCUAACACCGACGUGCCUCUGGACUCCUAG
Besnoitia besnoiti is the source of this 6414-nucleotide messenger RNA. RefSeq lists its product as uncharacterized. The coding region runs from base 1 to 6414 and encodes 2137 amino acids. The record is from RefSeq and is a predicted model, not a curated record. Lineage: Eukaryota; Apicomplexa; Conoidasida; Eucoccidiorida; Sarcocystidae. The transcript is spliced from 3 exons.